GGCAAAGGUUUCACAUCCUCUUAUGGUGGUAACGUUAGCUAGCUAGAUUUACUUUCUACUGUCUCAUGCGGCGCUCACUAGCCAAGGUAGCUAAGAUAUUGAUUGGCACAUGGGCCAUAAUGGAUUCCCCCAUCCCUCUCUCCUCCCUGCGCCUUUUGGUCCCACCUCUACGACUGAUGUCUGCAUUUAUGUGGCAGGUAUCACAACAGAGGGCCAUUAAGCACUAUGGAAAAUUAGAGGAGUUUGUGACCGUGGUAACACAAACUGUCCCAGAACUUAUGACUGACAGACAGAGGACCCUCCUUAUUUUGGGGCUGAGAGCAAGGGUAACUUUGGGGCGAUUUUCUGCUGAACACCCUGUCAGCCUCCAAACCCUCCUUUAUUCUAUAAAGUCUUCUCAACUUGCACAGGUUCAGUCCUAUGAUGCAGGCAUGGAAUCACCUGAAGCUAACUUCGCCAAGCUCACCCAAAGCUUGAUUACAGACCCAGUUGAGCGUGAACACUUCGUUCAAGUGGUGUUCCUUGAGGAAUUCAGACCUGAUUUUGACAAAGCCCUUCAGGAACUGGUCUGUGACUUCCUCACUAGAUUGGAAGAGCUGCUUACACUACCAGACUUUAAGCAGACUGCAUUGUUGCUGAGUGCUGGCUCCUCUGGCCUAGAUGAAUGCUUGCAGUCUUUCUCUCACUCAGAAGAUCUCCAGUUUCUGCUCCAGAAUUACAAACAAUGCAGAACAUUGUACACAAACAUUUCCUCCUCUGACAUUCCUCAGGAAUCAGAUAUUGAAUCUGAUGCCUUCCCUGACCAGUUAAACCGUACCAAUCUGGACACUGGUGUGGCUAUGAGGACAGCACAUUUAGUGGCAAUGGGGAGCACAAGAGAUAUUAUAGGCUGCGAUGAAACCUGUGAUGAAGCGAAUGAAGAUGACAUAGAUGUAGAGGACGAGUCAGCACAGAAAAGGGCUGGUUCUGGUCUUUCUCCUACCAGUGUCAUGCAAGGUGGUGAUACAGACCCAGUUGCAGGGGUGUCGUUUCAGGUGUUGACUCCUCUUUCUUCAGCUUCAAAUGAGUGUCCCCCAUCUACUUCCAGUUCAUCACACAUGAACAUUUUCCACCAGUGUCCUCAGUGUGGGAAGUGCUUUAAUUAUCAGUCUCAACUUGUCCAACACCAGCAAAUUCACUGUGGGGAUAAUCCAUACAAGUGCUCCAACUGCGGGAAUAGAUUCAAAUUCUUUACAAGUCUGUCAAACCAUAAGAGGAUUCAAUGUGUGGGCACUGCCUUUAGCUGCCCCAAAUGCUGGAGAGAGUUUGGUUCUCUGCGUGAGAAAUUGAGACACCAGUGUCCACACAACGAAUCCAUGUCCAUCUGUCCACAGAGCGGGAAGAGUUUUAAGACAUCACCACAAUAUCCAUUCCAGUGUCGUCAUUGUGCAAGGAGCUUUCCCGAAUCGAAUCAACUGGACGCCCACGAAAAAGUCACAGUGUCGUCCAAACGCUCGACUGUCACAAAUGUGGAAUGACCUUCAGCAACUUGCCCAGCCUCGUGCACCACGUGGAAGCCCACAAGAGGUCGGAUCUGAGGCCAUCGUCGCACCUUCCAAAGAAGAAAGGAUUGCAACUUCCGAGAACACACCA
This is a messenger RNA of Oncorhynchus masou masou (cherry salmon), 1632 nucleotides long. RefSeq names its product zinc finger protein 699-like. NCBI's taxonomy places the organism in Eukaryota, Metazoa, Chordata, Actinopteri, Salmoniformes, Salmonidae. The transcript has 9 exons. Gene Ontology annotation, biological process: regulation of telomere maintenance via telomere lengthening; telomere capping. The record is from RefSeq and is a predicted model, not a curated record. The coding region runs from base 66 to 1517 and encodes 483 amino acids. Gene Ontology annotation, molecular function: telomeric repeat DNA binding. Gene Ontology annotation, cellular component: shelterin complex.